Molecule: messenger RNA, 1163 nt
Organism: Leptosomus discolor (cuckoo roller)
Lineage: Eukaryota; Metazoa; Chordata; Aves; Leptosomiformes; Leptosomidae
Source: RefSeq, a predicted model, not a curated record
CUACAAGGUGCCGGGUAUUGAAACACUUAAAAGUAGAAAAUGCCCCAGUUGUCAAUCGGUUUGACUAUGCGCAGUGCAAGAAGUUAAACAUGGACCAGGUUCUGGAUCAGAUUCUCAGGAUGCCACCAGAAAGAAACCGGAUCAUUUAUCUUCGUCCAAUGCAGCAGGUUGACACAUUGACGCUCGAGCAAAAGAUAUUUAGUGGCCCUUACCCAUACCACAUCUGCAUAAUUCAUGAAUUCAGUAACCCACCUAAUGUCCGCAAUAAGGUGCGGGUUCGGAGCUGGAUGGACACAAUAGCAAAUAUCAACCAAGAGCUUAUUAAAUAUGAGUUCUUCCCUGAAGCUACACGAACUGAUGAAGACCUGAAGAAAUACACUAAGUACCCUUGGGGACGAGAUAUUUACACUCUAGAGGGCAUUGUGGAUGGUGCCCCUUACUCCAUGAUUACUGACUUCCCAUGGUUGAGAUCGCUGAGAACAGCAGAGCCAAACAGCUACGCUAGAUAUGACUUUGAGGAUGAUGAGAGAACUACUAUUUAUGCGCCCCGACGGAAAGGACAGUUGUCUGCAGACAUCUGUAUGGAAACAAUAGGAGAAGAGAUCUCUGAACUGCGCCAGAUGAAAAAGGGUGUAUUCCAGCGUGUGGUGGCUAUCUUCAUCCACUACUGCGAUGUCAACGGUGAACCGGUAGAGGAUGAUUACAUUUGAGUGGAUACUCUCCCUAACCUGUCAUCUCUUCCUAAAUUUGAUUGGCACUGCUGGCCGAGAAAGCAGGUGGAUUCUUUCCAAAUGCAAAGCGUUUUCUUGAAACACGUACUUUGCAGUUGCUCUCACACAGUUUGGAAAAGAGUAUGUAAUAAAUGUAUAAUGAAAAGUAAAAAUUGUAUACUAAGAUUUGUACAUAGAGGAAACAAAAGAAAAACUUCCUAAUAAUGAGACUUUAUUUCAUAUGUUUAUACAAUUUAAUUUAAAUUCCAUUUUAAUGAAGGCCAAGAAUUAGGAACAGGGAAAAUAUUUGAAUUUUUCAGCUCAUACAAUUCAUAGCAGUGUUUUUUUUCUUAUAAACAAAAUCCCAUUUGCUGUGUUUGAAAGAGUCAUCGGAGUCUCUUUUAAUCUGUGCCUUUUUCUUGAGCAUUUACGAGUCCAGUCUGAGUAAACCUG